AUGGCCCAGCUGGUCGUCUCUCUGCUGGCCCUCGCCUCCCUCUGCGCCGCCGCUGAGCCGGACUGUAAAGAGCUUGUCAAGCCUCUGGUCCUGGACAGCCACAGUCCUGUGAGUACCAGCCGGGGGGGUUUAGGGGCGAACUCUGUGGCCUCUGUCACGCUUGUGUUUGUCCCUCAGAUUUAUGGGAAAUGGCUUCUGCACGUGGGAACGUGGGACCAGCCGGACCUGAAGCGCGACCUGGUGUCGGCCAACAGCUCCUGGGUGGACCUGUCGGCGUCCUCGGACAGCGGGAUGAUCAUCAUGUACUGGGCUGACCGCCUACACGGAGAGAAAUGCCUUCAGGGCAUCGCCAACGUCACCGUCUUAGGGAUGACCACUCACACCACUUUCAUCAUCGAUGGCCACACUUCCUAUCACGACGGGAAAUUCUAUGAGACCUGCAGCGACUGCCUCCUGCUGGAAGACACCAUCCUGCUCCCUGACGGGAAGUCCAAGGGGAGAUACCUUUUCCUUUAUACACGGACCGGCGGUCUGGAGCCGUCUGAGUUGGAGACGUUCAAGAAGCAGGCAGAAUGUCUUAAAUUCCUCCCAGAGUAUCAUUUUGGAAACACAGAGCUGUGUCCCGACAUAAGAGAAACCCCGUCGCCUGCUGCAGAGAAUACAGAGAGCGAACAAACCGAGGCUGAGCAGAAAGCAAAGUAAAACUCAGAAAUGUCCUCAAGCAGCCGCACACCUGACACAAACCAGCCUAACAGAUACUAAACAGCAGUACUGCAUGUGACUGAUAUAAUACUUCACUGUGGAAUAGCCUUUUAACGAUGCAUCCUGUUGACUUUAUGUUUAGCAAUGGAUUGUUUUAUUUUAGCCCAAAAAAUUCCUUCUAAAUGUCCAGUCCAAGCUGAUUUAGGAGUAUUUGUAUGCAACCGUUUUUCAGCGAUCGUGUGUGAUGAAUAAAUGUAGUUUUUGCCUCCU
This is a messenger RNA of Salarias fasciatus (jewelled blenny), 972 nucleotides long. Its product is annotated as saxitoxin and tetrodotoxin-binding protein 1-like. The record is from RefSeq and is a predicted model, not a curated record. NCBI's taxonomy places the organism in Eukaryota, Metazoa, Chordata, Actinopteri, Blenniiformes, Blenniidae. The coding region runs from base 1 to 702 and encodes 233 amino acids. The transcript has 6 exons.